GAGAGAGAGAGAGAGAGAGAGAGAGAGAGGGAGGAGACAGAUAUUUAAAGAAAGUAUUAAUUACGCAAUCUCAUCGAGAACUCGCAUAUGCACUCAGCGAAAUUGUGGAAAGUAUUUCGAGAUUAUGGAAGGAAGCACAUAUGCGCGCGAUAUGAUGAGGUACGAUAGAAAUGAGUUAGAUAUCACGUUUAGAUUCAUUUUUCGAAGAAAACGAUAAUAAACAUUGCGAAGAGGCUUCUAGUCUGUCGGAAUACUUCAGUCUUUAUGAAUGCCCCGACAGGUUCCUCAAUAUCUUCGGGAAACUCGGCAAGAUCGGCUUCGUUGUGGAGAAGGUGAACAAACAGAAGGCGAUGAGGGUCAAAUCACGGCUGCAUCAGGACUCUUGGGCGCUCCGGGCGUUGAUAAUAUUCUUCAAGGUCAUCGGUCUCGCGACCUUCACACACCGUGCCGCCGGGUCGAAGAGGAGAAACCCGCAGACAGCGUGCGUGUUUCAGUACUCCGAGCUGGGUAUCGCUUAUAACGUCGUGCUCGCCAGCCUGAUCAUCGCUUCGAACUGCCUGUCGAUACCGUAUAGCAUCAGCCUCGACUACCCUAGCAAAACGAACAUGACUGUAGGCAUCGAGAUCUUCCAGACUGUGCUCGGCAGCAUGUCGAUCAGCGCGGUUUUACUCGCUUACUGCUUCGGGGAGAAGACCCUGAUCCGGAUAGGCAACCGACUGACGGACGUCGAGCACGAGCUGGACCGUCUCUAUCGUCUGUACCCUUCGCUGCGUCGACAGCGCGUCUUCCAUGGCCUGACGAUCGCGUGCAUCUUCAAUAGCAGUAUGGCGGUGACGCUCUUGAUCGCAGAAUACUUCGCCUUCCACCCGACUCCGACCUCCUGGCUGACGGAUAUCGUGCCGACGUUCCACUUGGGGUGGCACAUGAUCCAGUACUUCCUGCUGGUAAGCGUGAUCCAGGCGAGCUUCGCCGAUGUGAAUCGUGCUAUACAGUGCCUAGCCGGGAUCGGCAGCCCGGAUCUUCAGCCGCAAUCCUUGUAUCACGGUCGUCGCGUCGUCGUCGGCAACACCACUGUUCACAAGCUGCUGGAGCUGCGAGACGUCCAUGCUCACCUCUGCGACGUUUCCCAGAACGUGUCGGACUUCUACUCGGUAUCCGUGCUCUUCGCCAUCUUCUAUAUAUUCUUCUCGCUCGUGUACAACGGGUACUACCUCAUAUCACCUCUGUUGCUGAGCGACGAGGUCUUGGAGUACAAAGUCUUGGCCGACACUGUUUUCUGGUUGAUAUUCCUAACUUGUCCCAUUCUCCUCCUCACCAACAGCAUCACCAAGCUUUUGAACGAGAUGACAAAAACAGGCAGUGCGGUAAACAAUCUAAUGAAUUGCAUGGUCGACACGGAGGUGAAAUUCGAGCUUCAGCAGAUCUCACUUCAAUUGUUGCACCGCAGGGUAUACUUUACAGCUAACGGAUACUUUGCACUCGAUAACACUCUCUUCCAUUCGAUGAUGAGUGCGGUAACGACGUAUCUAGUGAUACUAGCGCAAUUUCAAAUGGGAAGCAUGUCGAAAUCGUCUCGUAAUUGUACGCAGCAACAUGUGCCAAACAUGAACGAAUACCGUGAAUCGUCGCGAGUUGAAGAUGUAUGGCAGGAAGAAGUCAAAUGUCAUCUUCAGAUUAAUUUACCGAAGAAAAUAAUGAAUGGCGAGGAUGCUUCCCGUUCGGUCGAACAUUUAGUCUUCAUGGAUGCCUACAGGAUUUCCAAUAUUUUCGGCAACUUAGAAGAAGCGGGCAUCAUUACGGGGAAAUUCAGCAAGCGAAGGAUGACGAGGAUCAAGUCGCAGUCGCAGUCGCAUCAACACUCCCUAUGGGCAUUUCGGACAUUAUUGAUAUUCUUCAAGAUGAUCGGUCUCGCGACCUUCACUCAUUGCGUCGCCGAGCAGAAAAAGAAAAGUCCCCAGACGAUUUGUACAUUUCAGUACUCCGAACUGGGCAUCGUCUACAACGCUGUGCUGAUCAGUCUGAUGAUCGCUUCUAACUAUUUGUCGGUACCAUACACGAUCAACGUGGAAUAUCCCAACAAGACGAACAUGACCGUAGGUAUCGAGGCUUUCCAGACUGUACUCGGCAGCAUGGCGAUCUGCGUGAUUUUGUUCAGCUAUUGCUUCGGCGAGAGGUCCCUCGUGCGAAUCGCCAACCGAUUGAUGAACGUCGAGCACGAGCUCGACCGGCUUUACCGUCUGUGUCCUUCGCUGCGACGAGGGCGCGUAUUCCGUAUCGUGGCGAUCAUCUGUGUCCUGGAAGGUAGCACGGCGAUGGCGGUCCUGGCCACCAAAUACUUCGCUUUCUAUGCUAGCCCGAUCUCCUGGCUGACAGACAUCGUGCCCUCUUUCCACAUAGGAUGGUUCAUGAUCCAGUACUUCUUACUGGUGAGCGUCAUCCAAGUGGACUUUGCCGACGUGAAUCAGGCGAUACAGGGUCUCUCGAGGGUCAAUACGCCGGAUUCUCGGCCGCAGUCCUUGUAUCAGACUCGUCGCGUCAUCGUCAGCAAUUCCAUCGUUCAACAGCUGCUGCAGCUACGGGACGUGCACUGUCACCUUUGCGAAGUCUCGCAGGACGUCUCGAACUUUUAUUCGGCGCCGAUAGUGUUCGGUAUCUCUUACAUGUUCUUUUCGCUCGUGUACAACGGCUACUAUCUGUUGUCGCCCUUGGUGUUGAGCAACGAGGUCCUGGAGUACAUAGUCUUGGCCAACACCAUUCUCUGGAUGUUAUUCUUGAUUUAUCCCAUUAUUCUUCUCACGAACAAGAUCACCUGGAUUUUGUAUGAGAUUGGGAAAACAGGCAAUGUGAUACAUAAACUCUUGAGCUGCACGAUCGGCAAUUUGGUGAAGUCGGAGCUCAAGCAAUUUUCGCUUCAGUUGCUGCACCGCAAGAUACACUUUACGGCCAGCGGGUACUUUACGCUCGAUAACACUCUCUUCCAUUCGAUGAUGGGAGCGGUGACGACGUAUCUGGUGAUACUUGUGCAAUUUCAGUUGGGAAAUUCGCCGAAUAGUUCCUGCAAUUGUACGCAGGAAAACUUGCCAAAUACAGACGAAUAAAGAUUAAUAAGGAUUGUAGCAUUAUAUGAUAUGACGAAUGAUCCUUACAUUUGGAUUUUACGAGGAAAGUUCUGGAGGUGCUCGUUGAUGAACUUUGGAUAUAUCGUAAAGCAAC
Molecule: messenger RNA, 3213 nt
Organism: Harpegnathos saltator (Jerdon's jumping ant)
Lineage: Eukaryota; Metazoa; Arthropoda; Insecta; Hymenoptera; Formicidae
Exons: 8
Coding region: 351-3098 (915 amino acids)
Biological process (GO): male courtship behavior; chemosensory behavior; sensory perception of taste
Cellular component (GO): neuronal cell body; dendrite; axon
Source: RefSeq, a predicted model, not a curated record